CGUGGUCUGCGAGUUAGUUCACCUCCAUCUACCUGAACACGAAAUAAGCAGAGUUGCACCUCUGAGAAGGACUCGCUUAGUGACAUGAUCGGCACUGAGGGCACCAUACAAGGCCUGAAGUGGGUGUGAUGGUGUGCUUUUUGCCAUAAACCAGCUUUCAAAAUGGCAGGUGAUACCAGCACAUUGUCAUGGAAGUUGCCAAGCCCAGGAACGGAUGGGCCACAAACCCCUGUGUUUGCUUUUGCUGGAGCGGGAGGUCCUGUAAAAAUACUUAAAGUAUGCUUCAGCAGCAGCAACAACCAAAAAAACUUCAAACUUGUCAAGUGUGAUAGCUCCUGGCAGAUAAGGGCCAUCAUCCAGUCCAUCCUGAUCAGUGGUCGUUUGGGCCCCAAUGUGCAGAAUGCAGCCUGCUUUGGCCUGAGACUUAAACAUCUGAAAUCCGAGGAGUAUCACUGGCUGCAUCCUGAUUUGACUGUAGGUGAGGUGGAGCAACGCUAUGAAAAACUUCAUUUAGAGGCUGAGUGGAGAUAUGACCUGAGGAUUCGCUAUAUACCUGCUAAUUUCUUGGAGAGGUUUAAAGAGGACAGAACUUCACUGUUAUAUCUAUAUCAUCAGGUUCGCAAUGACUACAUGCAGCAGUAUUCUAGUAAAGUCAGUGAUGGCAUGGCAUUGCAGUUGGGUUGUCUGGAGAUCAGGAGGUUUUACAAAGACAUGAAUGCUAAAGGCCUUGAGAAGAAGUCGAAUUUUGAAUUGUUAGAGAAAGACGUUGGGCUAGACCUUUUUUUCCCACAGAAACUUAUUGACAGUAUGAAGCCGAAGCAGCUGAGGAAGCUGAUCCAGCAGACAUUUCAACAAUAUGGCACACUCAAAGAGGAAGAGUGCAUGGUCAAGUUCUUUAAGACCUUUGGUGAAUUCAUUAACUUUAACGAAGAGGUUUUCCCUUGUGAACUAGUGCAAGGCUGGAGCCUGACGGUGGAUUUAGUCAUUGGAGCAAAAGGCAUUCGCCAAAGAGCACAAACAGAUUCAUCGACAGUAUGUCUAGCAGAAUUUAAACAAAUCCGAAGUAUUAAGUGCACUGUAAAAAGUGAAGGCAAAACUCUGUUAGACAUCGACAUCAAAGGAGCCAAACAGCCUCUUUCAGUCAAUGUGCCUACAUUGGCGAUGGCAGAGAACAUGGCUGAUCUGAUUGACGGCUACUGCAGGCUGGAGAACAACACAGAUUCAACACUGAUCUCUCGGCCUAAUAAAAGUCCAGACCUCCGUAACUCGCUACCUGCAAUCCCUUCAAGUUUAGUGUUGCCUGAACUAUUGAAAGAGCCUGAACGGCACAGCAGGAAUUCUGAUAUAUACUGUGAAAUUUUGGAUGAAAAACCUCCACCUCCUGCAAUCAAAUACGGAAUCUCUAGGAAGUCCAUUGUCUUGGGACCUAUUUUGGGCUCUGGGUUUUUUGGAGAGGUCUAUGAAGGAGUUUACAAAAAAGAGAAUGGUGAGAAGAUUAAAGUGGCUGUGAAGACCUGUAAAGAGUGCUCACCUGAUAUCAUGGAUAAAUUCAUGAGUGAAGCAGCUCUUAUGAAAAAGCUGGAGCACCCUCAUAUAGUAAGUCUGAUAGGCAUCAUAGAAGAAGAACCUGUGUGGAUUGUCAUGGAGCUCUACCAGCAUGGUGAGCUUGGGGACUACUUAAUCAAAAACCAGAACACUUUAACCAACAUCACACUAGUCCUGUUUAGCCUGCAGAUUUGCAAAGCUUUGGUUUACUUACAGGGAAAGAACAUGGUACACAGGGACAUCGCUGUGAGAAAUGUGCUUGUCGCCACACCAGAGUGUGUGAAGCUCGGUGACUUUGGCCUGUCCAGAUACAUAGAAAAUGAGGAAUAUUACAAAGCCUCUGUUACGCGAUUGCCAAUCAAAUGGAUGGCCCCUGAGUCUAUAAACUUUCGUCGGUUUACAACAGCCAGUGAUGUGUGGAUGUUUGCUGUCUGCAUGUGGGAGAUACUGAGUCGGGGACAACAGCCUUUUUUUUGGUUGGAGAACCGUGAAGUUAUUAACCAGCUGGAGAUGGGCAUCAGGCUUCCUAAACCAGAGCUGUGCCCUCCUGCCCUGUAUUCACUCAUGACCCGCUGCUGGAGCUACGACCCCAAUGAGAGGCCCAGCUUCACCGAACUUGUCUGCAAAAUCAAUGAUGUGCAUAAAAUGGAGAAGGACCUGGAAGCAGAGAAGGGGAGAGACCGACAAAGAGCCACCAGGUUUCUAGAGCCCAAGUUCAACAUCACUGAACCACCCCCAAAGCCCACAAGAUUGAACCCUGGUCGGUUUGGGAACACCCUCAGCAUCGGCCUGCACAUUCAGCUAAAUGAGGCAUUGUGUGCCAGCUCACCGGAUCUGGCUAGUCCAUGUGACUAUCAGUCUCCUAUAGACUCCGCCAACACCCUCACACUUUCCAGCAUGCCUGCUCGGCGCCUCAGUCUGGGAGAGGGGGAGUUUAGUGUAGGCCCCUCCAGCAUGGAGGAUGCACAACGCUUGUGGCAGUUGGAAAAGAAACGGAUGCAAGACACCAUAAAGAAUCAGAAGGAUGAGAUGGUAGAGGACAAAAAGUGGCUAGAGAAAGAGGAAAAACUUCUGGACCCUAAAAUAAAUGAGACUACAGUGGUUAAGGAGGAAACAGACCCUUUGCCCAACAAUGAUGAACUUUUAAAAGCUCCUGAAAAACCCCCAAGAAUUUCAGUGCAGCCUGCCCCUACAGCAGAGCUCGAUCGCUCUGAGGACAAGGUGUACCGGUGUGUCAUGGAUCUGGUUAAAGUGGUGGUGCAGCUGAAAAAUGACGUGAACACGCUGCCAUCCACUGAGUACAUAUCCUUAGUCAAGAUUGUCGGAAUGACAUUGAGGGAUUUAAUUUCAAGUGUUGAUGAGGUUCUUCCAUCUUUACAAGGAGCUAUUAAGACGGAGAUUGAGGGCACACAGAAACUGCUGAAUAAGGACAUGGCGGAGCUGAUCAAUAAGAUGCGGCUGGCCCAACAAAACGCCAUCACCUCACUAAAGGAGGAGUGCAAGAAGCAGAUGCUGGCAGCGGCUCACACGCUGGCCAUGGAUGCCAAGAACCUGCUGGAUGCAGUGGAUCAGGCCCGGGUACGUGCCAACUUGGCUAAGCCCAGACCUGAGGAUGCUGUUUUUUCUGACACCGACUAGCAAUAGACAGAGAGAGAGGAAGCGCUCGGUUCAGUUUGUUCCCACUAGCAAUCUGGUUCAUAAAGUAUGUUUUAUGCUACUGCAUGAUAAAAGGUACGGUAAUGAUAUACGUUUUACAUCAAAUGUACAAAAGAUGUAAAUGUACUCAUAGAGGUACAACAGGGGAUAAUGUAAAGUGAAUAGAUUUUAAAAUACAGUACAUUGCAAUCUCUAAAUACUGUACAGAACACCCUUGAGGCUAUAAUCAAAUCAAAUCAAAUGUAUUUUUAGUCAUGAAACCUCAGUGCCCCUUGAUAUACAUUCUGCUACAAAGUCUCCGAGAAGUCUAAUCUUUGUAACAGGUACGUUAAGUAGCACAGUUUAGACUGGGAACAUGGAGCGGACUAGAUUCCAUCUAUAUCCCGAUAAAAUACCUUGUUUCUCUACAGGAAAGUAAUACUGUAUAUUUGUCCCAUCUUUCUGUACAUGAGCUGUCCGCUGCUGAUACAAUACAUACUGUACCUUUAAAUGCAUUUUUUUCAUUAUGUUGCUGUAUAAUGUAAUGAUUAGUUAUUAGUAUGAUACUGUUGGUGUUAAAAGCUUAAAGACGUACAAUGGUCGUGACAUUUCUUUGCUGAUUACAGAAAUAUGCACCCAAAUAAUAUAUAUUGAGCAAAAGAAAAUAUCUAUGUUCAUAUUCAUUCUUAACUUGGUGCGGUUCAGGGAUGUGAGACAGAAAUAUAUUUAGAAGCAAGUGUUGUAUUAAAUUCUUUCAGAUUUCACAAGUCAUAUCUCAGUGUUGUAUUCUCAAGUCUAUGUACAUUUUUGCAACAAACUGUGAGCUAAUAAAAAUGUCAGUGAAAUA
Molecule: messenger RNA, 4027 nt
Organism: Clarias gariepinus (North African catfish)
Lineage: Eukaryota; Metazoa; Chordata; Actinopteri; Siluriformes; Clariidae
Gene: ptk2bb
Product: protein tyrosine kinase 2 beta, b
Exons: 31
Coding region: 163-3183 (1006 amino acids)
Biological process (GO): protein phosphorylation; signal complex assembly
Cellular component (GO): focal adhesion; cytoskeleton
Molecular function (GO): protein tyrosine kinase activity; ATP binding
Source: RefSeq, a predicted model, not a curated record